AUGGAUACACCAAGCCCUAGAGACCCUCGUUUCUCACCAAGAAGUCAAGCUUCUACACUUCCAAGAUUGGAAGCAAUGCAAAGACCAUCACCACCUACUGAAGAAGAAGAUACUUGGCAGUAUGAUCCCAUUGAUCCCAACAAGAUAAGCCCCAUGAAGCUUAAAGAGUUCAAUGCUAAGGUGAAAUCACUUCCAUUCUAUGUCACUUUUGAAGAAGCUUGGGAUAAACAUGGUCUAGUGGAGUUCUUUUUCACAACUAGUGAAAACAAAGAAGAGAUACACCAACUUUUCAGGAAGGCUCGAUUUCCCCUUGCCCCUCAUGGAGUCAAUCAACCACCAUCACCACCAUCAUCACCACCACCCAGUGCUAAAGUUCAGCCAACCUUCAAGACCCUCUACAAGAUUGAAGACCCAGGUCAAUUCUCUAUUCCCUGUCAAGUAAAUGGUCAUUACUUUGAUAGAACACUAUGCGAUUCUGGCUCUUGCAUAAACCUCAUGCCAACCCAAACCGCCAAACUCCUUGGCAUCACACGCUUGCAACCUGCUCAAAUUAGUAUUGGACUUGCUAACCAUACUAUAGCCAAGCCAAGAGGAGUUGUUAUUGAUGUUCUUCUAGAGAUUGGAGAUAUCAAGAUCCCGGUGGACUUUCAUGUCAUAAACAUUCAAGGAGGAUGUGACACACCAUUGAUACUAGGCCGACCCUUUUUGGCCACUGCUGGAGCUGUCAUGGACCUUCCAAACCGGCGAAUGUCCUUAGCCAAUGUUGACAAGACAGUCUUUUACAAGACCAUACCAUUCAUCUCACCAAACAAGCUGUCUUACCUCAUCACUGCCCAAGGCCGCCCAAGAGAGCCACCAGACCACACUCAAGGUCACAAUGAGACAAGAACUAAAAGACUAUGUCUCAGGCCGUGCCCUUACCCCAUCUCCAACUAA
This is a messenger RNA of Microthlaspi erraticum, 936 nucleotides long. NCBI's taxonomy places the organism in Eukaryota, Viridiplantae, Streptophyta, Magnoliopsida, Brassicales, Brassicaceae. The record is from the annotation of a GenBank genome assembly.